GUACAGACUUAAGCUGUGGAGCCAGACGGUUGACGCCAGACACGGAGUACACAUUUGUGGUCACUGCACUGACCAAUGAGGGCAAGUUUGAGAGCAAGGUCACCAAGAAGAGAACAGCCAAGGACGAAUUUGACCCAAACCGGCCUCCAUUAUACCAGCCUCCAAAGAAAGAAGAGGACAACAAGUCAGCCUCCCAGAAAAAGAGAAAGUCUGUUGGAGAUGCCCGCUCUGCUCGCCUUAACAGUGCCAAGGGUAGCCAUUUAUCCUGUACCCCAGAACGACCAAUCUCAGCCAGCAGUGCCCACAGCUCCCACCCACCAGGUAUGGACACACCCAGGGUGGACCCUAAGGAAAAAGAGGAGAAAUCACCACCGGCCAGCUCCACUCAGAAAGCAAGGACACCAGUAAAAAUGCUUGACACGAAGAAAGAGAACAUCCGGCCUCGCACACACAGAGAGUCAUCUUCUACCUCCACCCGCACCUCACCCUCUGCCUCCGGCCUCCGUGACCCUCACCACCACAGCAAUACGGCCAAACACAGCACACGACUAGACAAACCCAGUGGACUCUCCAAGCCAGCCUUCCCUGUCACAGUGAGCUACGUAUCAAUCCAAGGGGGUGAUGACCAAAACCUUGAACUUGACGCGAUUGGCCCGGACUUCCCAAAAAAGACUUUCAUCCGCUCACCCACUUAUUAUGACAGCAACAUGUCAGGUCUCCGUGUGGAGAGAUCACGAACAACUUUAAGCCAGAAUAAGAAAAGCCGCUCUCCAAGUAAACUGAAACUGAACAAACUCGAUUCGUCCUUUGUUGGAAAUGGUACUUUAGAAUUUCCUCGGCAUCCUAGUAUGGACUUUGGUCAAAGCAACGGUGUGAAAUCUCCGUGGCUCCCCAAACCUACUGUCCCGAGCCAGGACUACCUGGAUGGUAGCCGCGGGGUCAGUGCCACAUCAGAUGUCCCAUCAGUCACUCUGUCGGUCACCCGCUCCAUGCCCAGUCCCAGGACUUCAAUGGAUUUUGCAGUUGUCCCUGGAGAAGAUCUAGAGGCACUAGACUUCCCCCAGCAUCAGCAGCACAGAGGGAAAUGGAGGGAUGAAGAUCAGAGUGCCUUAUGGCUGGCACGCACACGGACGCCUGUGGACUCGUACUUUAUCGAGCAGCAGCAGGUGUUUAUUCAUCGUGCCGCCACUUUUACCAAUAGUCACAGGCCAGGCCUGAGAAAGACACAGCAGCUUCUCACCACCCCAGUUCAGGUUUUGAACUCGGCCUCCCUGCAACUGCCAGAAAACAAGAUCACCCAGCAGCGUCUGCAAAACAAGUUUAUCCCCAUGCAGCUCCGAACCCAGCCCAACAACCUGACAGUUUCGCAGAUCCAGCGAAUGAAUACAACUUUGUCGGAACCCAGUAACAGAGGCAUGACAGGCCGGCGACUAGAAGCUUUGGCUCGCAGCCAGACGCAAGUCAGCAUGAAGGGCUCAAACCACACCCUUAACCGCAGUGCUCCACACGCCGGCUCUCACUCUGUGCUCAACACUGGGGAUCUUGAUGUGCUGGGGGUUGGCCCCAAUGGACUGCUCAAUGGUGCUGCAAAAUAAGCAAUAAAGAAUUCUGCAGACGAAAGUUUUCUGGUGACUGUGGAAGACAAUUGGGCAACUGAUGUGAAUUGUAUGAGCUAUUUUUAAUUUUAGCUAACUUCAGCCAACCAGAUGGCAGUAUUAUGGAAAGAAUCUUAUUAGCACUUAAGAAGGAUUUAGUUCGGCUUUAGAUGCAAUGUUUUAUAGGCACUUAUAGUUAUAGAACUUAUGUGCUGUUUUCGGAGAAACAAUGUGGACCUGAAAGUUACAAACAAGUAUUUCAUCUGUUGUGGAAGGUAAGGUGACUCUCAAAAGGAGCACUGGCUAUGAGUCUUGCUGUUGCAGUAGGCCUAAAAGUAAGCGAAUUCUGGUUCUUUGGCAGAUUUUUAAAAGAACUGAGAUGAUUGUGGAGUGCUUAGAAUUUAAAAAAAAAAUUAAAACAUGAGAUGGAAUUGUAUUCUUUCAGGAAAAACAUGUGCAUUUUAGUGAAAGAUGCCCAAUUCGAUGUCUGUGUAUGACAUGGAGGUGAUGUUUUGUUACUAUAAAUAAGUAACUUUUGUCGGUUGCAUUUUUUAGAAGACAACGUAAUCUCAUCAAAUACUACCUUUUGUUAAAUCGAGACCAAUAAUGUAUUGGUCAGAUAUGAGCAAUGGAAAUGUGUCUUAAAGGCUGGCUAAUUCUUAGACAGCAUUAGAUGCUGUAUGAUCCAUAGCAAGAGCUGUUUUUAGGACUUACUUCCUCUUUUGACUGAGUUCUUGAAAAGCAUUUCAUUAGUGGAAAGUUCAAUUAUUUUCUGACAAUAACUUAUCUACCUCUAAGUUCAACAUCCCACUAUGUAGUUUAUGAAGUGUUUGUUCAGAAACACUUAUCUCUGUGUAGUUGAACGAAACCUUUUAUAGCUACCCCUGGAUUGAUAAUGAAACUUGAAUUGUGUCUUUAGCUGUACUGCAGGCUCUGGCUUGUGCUUGGGCCAAAACUUUAUUUCAGUUCUGUUUCUAGGAAGAUUGUUUCAUUGAGAAAUAUUGCAUGCCUUUAUUUGAAAUCUGUUGAAGAUUUUAGAACUUUCUUUUUAAAAGUUCUUUAGCAAGAACGGGGUCUACAAAAUUGGGACAGGCGAGUUAUAAAAUGAGUUUCAGUUUGAAUGGCAAGAAGAAUAUUUCCUUAAUCAUGCAAAGUGGUUUAUCAAAAGAUGUGCAACUAUAUAUUUAGAAUGGUGUGCUGAAAAUGACAGGGUCAGUUUAUUGAAUUAAGGCCUAGGUAUUUUUGUUUUGUGUUUUUCGUGUGACAGGAAUGUAUGAAUACCUCAUUAUGGCUUAAUAAUUUUUGUCACAUCUCAAGGUGGAGGAAAUACUGGGGGGCUCUAUGAUUGGCUUAAAAUCUGAUCUAGUAUUUUGAAUCUUUUUGUUUUUUAAUAAAAUCAAUACCACAUUGUGUCUUGC
Aplysia californica (California sea hare) is the source of this 3013-nucleotide messenger RNA. RefSeq lists its product as uncharacterized. Lineage: Eukaryota; Metazoa; Mollusca; Gastropoda; Aplysiida; Aplysiidae. The record is from RefSeq and is a predicted model, not a curated record. Gene Ontology annotation, molecular function: protein binding.